This is a messenger RNA of Scophthalmus maximus (turbot), 5073 nucleotides long. Its product is annotated as ubiquitin-protein ligase E3A. Gene Ontology annotation, molecular function: ubiquitin protein ligase activity. NCBI's taxonomy places the organism in Eukaryota, Metazoa, Chordata, Actinopteri, Pleuronectiformes, Scophthalmidae. Gene Ontology annotation, biological process: ubiquitin-dependent protein catabolic process; protein polyubiquitination. The record is from RefSeq and is a predicted model, not a curated record. The transcript has 11 exons. Bases 239 to 2929 code for a protein of 896 amino acids.
CAGUGCAUUGUGGGACGUGGGCUGACGCCGAAGUCAAGAUGGCUGUGAACGUGAAGCAGGGUGAACAGCCUGCAGUGGGAAGGCCGUGAAUGAAGUUUUGAAUAGAAAAUAUCUUCGCCGCUGCCCGUUCGCACUCAGACCAUCGCGCCGUCCAAGUUGCAAUCGACCCGCGACGGAGCUGACCCCUUCACCAACAACAGCAGCGGAAUCGCAAACAACCGAGGAGAAAAAGUCUCGUAUGAAUCCCGACGAGAAGGAGGACUGUGAGUGUGCGCCACCACAGGCCGAGACCAGCCCCGCAGGAGGAACCGAUAGAGAAUACGAGGAGCCUGAAAUAGGAAACCCAGAAGCAAGCCGAAUGAAGCGAGCAGCUGCCAAACAUCUAAUAGAGCGCUAUUACCACCAGUUAACGGAGGGCUGUGGGAAUGAGUCAUGCUCCAACUCAUGGUGUGCCUCGUCAGUCGGCUUCAACCGCAUGGAUAACAAUGCAGCUGCGGUCAAGGCCCUUGAGCUCUACAAGGUCAACGCCAAGCUAUGUGACCCCCACCCCUCGAAGAAGGGCACCGCUUCGGCCUACCUGGAGAGCAGCGCUCACAGCAACUCGGCCUCUGCCAACAGGAAGAUGAACCAUAAAGAUGUCCACUCUGUACGGGACAAUUUCAAAGAUGUAAAUUACCUGACAGAGGAGAAAGUGUAUGAGAUCUUGGACAUCUGUGGCGAGAAGGAGGAUUACUCGCCCCUGAUCAGGGUAAUAGGUCGGGUGUUCUCGAGUGCUGAGGGCCUAGUGCAGAGCUUCCGGAGGUCCAAACCUCACACCAAGGAGGAGCUCAAGUCCCUCCAAGGCAAAGAUGAGGACAAGGACGAGGAUGAGAAGGAGGCUGCUGCCUGCUCUGCUACGGCUAUGGAGGACGACUCCCCCGCCUCCUCUUCCUCAUCAAGGCUGGGAGAGGGCUCUUCAGGGAAAAACGAUGUCCAAAAGCUGGCACCUGACGAGGUAUCGGUGGACAUUGACGCCGUGCGCCGGGUCUACGAACGCCUGCUAUCCAACGAGAAGAUCGAAGCCGCCUUCCUGAAUGCACUGGUCUACCUCUCGCCCAACGUAGAGUGUGACCUGACGUACCACAAUGUGUAUUCACGAGACCCAAACUACCUGAACCUGUUUGUUAUAGUGAUGGAAAACAGCAACCUCCACAGCCCAGAGUACCUGGAGAUUGCACUCCCGCAGUUCUGCAAGGCCAUGAGCAAACUCCCACUGGCAGCUCAGGCCAAGCUGGUCCGCCUGUGGUCGCACUACAGCGCCGGGCAGAUCCGGCGCAUGGUGGAGACCUUCCAGCAGCUUAUCACCUACAAGGUGAUCAGUAACGAGUUCAACAGCCGCAACCUGGUCAACGACGACGACGCAGUGGUGGGGGCCACCAAGUGCUUGAAGAUCGUCUACUAUGCAAACGUGCUGGGCGGCGACCUCGACAUGGAGCACAACGAGGAGGAGGACGAGGAGCCCAUCCCCGAGUCCAGUGAGCUCACCCUGCAGGAGCUGCUGGGCGAGGAGCGACGGAACAAGAAGGGUCCACGGGUGGACCCCGUGGAGACGGAGUUGGGAAUCCGCACCAACGAUUGCCGGCGGCCGCUCAUCCCCUUUGAGGAGUUUGUCAAUGAGCCUCUGAACGAGGUGCUGGAGAUGGACAAGGACUACACUUUCUUUAAGGUUGAAACUGAAAACAAGUUCUCCUUCAUGACCUGUCCCUUCAUCCUAAAUGCUGUCACCAAGAACCUGGGUCUGUACUACGACAACCGCAUCCGCAUGUACAGUGAGAGGCGUAUUACUGUGCUCUACAGUUUGGUGCAGGGCCAGCAGCUCAACCCUUACCUGCGCCUCAAAGUGCGUCGAGACCACAUCAUUGACGAUGCUCUGGUCAGGCUGGAAAUGAUAGCGAUGGAAAACCCUGCAGACUUGAAGAAGCAGCUGUACGUGGAGUUUGAAGGAGAGCAAGGUGUUGAUGAAGGAGGCGUUUCCAAAGAGUUCUUUCAGCUGGUGGUGGAGGAAAUCUUCAACCCCGACAUUGGCAUGUUCACGUACGACGAGCGCACCAAAUUGUUUUGGUUCAAUGCGUCGUCUCUCGAAAACGAGGGCCAGUACACGCUGAUCGGCAUCGUUCUGGGCCUGGCCAUCUAUAACAACUGUAUCCUGGAUGUGCACUUUCCCAUGGUGGUCUACAGGAAACUGAUGGGCAAGAAAGGAACCUUCAGGGACCUGGCUGACGCCAACCCGGUUCUGCACCAGAGUCUGACGGAGCUGCUGGAGUAUGAGGGCAGCGUGGAGGAGGACAUGAUGAUCACUUUCCAGAUUUCCCAGACGGACCUGUUUGGGAACCCACUCAUGUAUGAUUUAAGGGAAAAUGGGGACAAGAUUCCAGUCACAAAUGAAAACAGAAAGGAGUUCGUGGCCCAGUAUGCAGAGUACAUGCUGAACAAAAGCGUGGAGAAGCAGUUCAAAGCCUUCAGGAGAGGCUUCCACAUGGUCACCAACGAGUCGCCCCUCAAAUACCUGUUUCGGCCCGAAGAAAUCGAGCUGCUCAUCUGCGGAAGCAGGAACCUGGACUUCCUAGCACUUGAAGAAACGACAGAAUACGAUGGCGGUUACAACAGAGAUUCUCGAAUCAUCAAGGAGUUCUGGGAGACGUUGCACUCGUUUGGAGAGGAGCAGAAGCGUCUCUUUCUGCAGUUCACCACCGGCACCGACCGGGCACCUGUGGGUGGGCUUGGCAAGCUGAAGAUGAUCAUCGCCAAGAAUGGCCCUGACACAGACAGGUUACCGACGUCUCACACUUGCUUUAACGUGCUGCUGCUGCCCGAGUACAGCACCAAGGAGAAGCUGCGAGAGAGACUGCUGAAAGCCGUCACCUAUGCCAAAGGGUUUGGCAUGCUCUGAGCGCCUGCUCCGAGCACUCGGCAAAGGGACUCCUUCUCAGAAAGCCCAUCAAACCCCGCCCCGCCCCCUUCCUUUAUCAAGACCCAAUCUAGACGGUGACAAAGACCGACGAGAGCACGGUUUCGUGGCAAAGCAAGUCAAUAACGAGAGAGAGGAGACACAGUUCCGAUAGAGCGCUGUAGUAGUUCUUCUACUGUGCCUGCAACAUCCCUCAUCAGUCAGUGUGAGAGCACAGAGAUCUCCUGAUCAAAGUACCCGCAGCCCCCCCUUUAUCUUUUGUCUGUACAGAGAGGAUCACUUUCCUUAUUAUUUAUUUGAAGGCUAAAAAUGGGUGAUUUGUUUUUUUCUGUUUUUUCAUGCCUGCCUGUUCCUUCCCUACUCGUGGAAAGGGAAAUGGUAAUAUUAAAACUAUAUAAAUUUAGGACGAAACAUUAACAAGUCGGUUAUAAGCCCCAUUUAUUGAACAAAAGCGUGUUAGUGUAGCUCAGUUCUGUUCACAGAGGAAAAUCUAGUUUUUAGAGUAGUCUUGAAUACAGAGUACUGUAUUCCCCUCUGACCAUUCCACUAACAGCCAUCGCUCACUGUUUCUACCAAGUCCACUUUGAUCAAGGUAAGCAUUCGGAAAAACGACUGUCAUUUGGCAAAAUGGCAUUAUACUAUAGCUGUUCUUGAGUUGAGUUCAUUUUUUUCCUUCCGGGGAGGGGGGGAGCGGACGCCGCAGGUUAGACUAAUACCUUGUCAGAGCUGUGUAAGUGCACUUAGACAUUUUCAGAAUGUUUGUUUUUUGGCCACAGGUUGCCAUUGAUUGUUCGAAGCAUUUUAUUUCCAUGUCUUCCUGUGUUGACGAUUCUAAAUAAAAAAAAAAAAGAACAUUAUUUAUAUAUCAGUGCGGCUGUAACUAUGAUACCGUAUUGUGCAUGUUUCGGAGGAUGUACACAUGUAAACCAGUCACUGAUGAUGUUCUCAGAUAAAAGACGUCUCUCCUCGUGCCAACCUACACAAGUCGGUUGAUCGGUAAAACCCCAGUAAGCACUUUGUGUUGUUUGUGUCUGUCUUAGUCUCACACCCCAGUUGACCUCCUCAUCUACUGACGAGCUUUAGUCCACCGGACCUUUGGUUACACCUGUUGUUACAACACACGUGUCCUGACCCGUCGCCACGCGACAAAGUGCUCUGAAAUCACGACGCGCCGCCAGAACCCGGCGCGGCUGAGUGCCGCUGUGAUCGGACACUUGAUUGUUCCGUCCGAGCUGCAGCCGAAGGCCGCACCAACCCCCGAAGCCCCCGAGACGUCCCAUCGGUCGCCUGCUCUGCCGUUAAGACGCACAGUGGUCAAUGAGCAGCGCAACGCUGUGGAUUGAUCCGUGUGCGCAUGAGCAGAGCGGAAGCGUCAUUAAAAGGAACGGUGACAUUUUGUGCAGCACGUGAUUCCUCUGAUGUCAUGUCGUUUGCAUCUAGUUGAGGUCGGAGGCGAAAGCAGUAGCUAGCUCUUGAGAACAAGAACACAAUGUCCCGUUCACAGUGUGUGCGUUAAGGCCGGUUGUUUUCUCUGUCUCCAGGGGAGACGCCACUGGGUGGAUCAUCACUGUGAUCAGAUUUAGAUAUGUGACAUUCGAUGAGAAUCAAAACAGGUGUAACCACUGUCUAUGGAAUUGUUUGUUUUUUGUUUAUCAACUUAAAUUGGAAUAUCAGCUGUGAAAUCAUCCCCCAAAGAGCAGGCAGAUGUUUUCUAUUGUUCUCCGUCGUCUUUAUUUUUUAUAGUUGUGUUUGUCAUUUGGUUUUUUUCUUUUUUGGAACUCUGCUAUUUCACACUUUGACUCACACUGUCAGGCAACACCAGUCCCCCGACAGUGUGUUUGUGCACAACAAAGUUUGUUUAAACCACUUCUUAGGAAGAGAAAACAAAAACGUGGGCACAUCUGAAAUGUCACUUCAUUGCAUCGUUGCUGCUCACCUGGGCUCCAGGGGCUCGCGAAGGUCAAAGGUGAACCGGAUCUUGGAAAGGGAAGCAGUUUUCCUGAAUUGGUUUUACGCAACAGUUCUCAAAAGAUCUAAAAGAUACAGGCAAAAAGUGAUGAAAGGCUCAAAAGUAUUCCGUGUUGUGAAAACAUGCUAAAUAAAGAUGACGCCUUUUUUCCAACUUG